Priapulus caudatus is the source of this 3277-nucleotide messenger RNA. RefSeq names its product ABC transporter G family member 2-like. Gene Ontology annotation, molecular function: ATP binding; ATP hydrolysis activity; ABC-type transporter activity. The coding region runs from base 1 to 2094 and encodes 697 amino acids. Gene Ontology annotation, cellular component: membrane. The transcript has 10 exons. The record is from RefSeq and is a predicted model, not a curated record. NCBI's taxonomy places the organism in Eukaryota, Metazoa, Priapulida, Priapulimorpha, Priapulimorphida, Priapulidae.
AUGACCGGCAGUUGUGGGAGCCAGGAGCCGGAGCAGUUGAAGGGCUAUGGCGUGAAUCGAGACGUAAACAUAACAACUGGAAUGUGCGCUAGGGCCGGCGGCGACGGAGAGCUGACUGACCUGGUCUCGUUGUCGUCUGAGCCGUUCUCGGGUCAGUGGGGAGCAGUUGAGUCAGACGAAGAUGAGCGCGACUGGCGGCCACGUACGCGACACAAAGGGUGUCGGUACGCGUCCGUUUCCGGCGAGAAGAAGCCGACUAAACUAGUCUGGGGCCAAAAGUUGGUGCGGUUCUGCGGAUAUGCAGCAUUGACUGAAAUACUCUACUCCGUAGGAUCUGGCAAGACGUGCCUUCUAGAGAUUCUAGGCAAUCGAAUGAGGAAUGGCAAGACAGUUGGCAGUGUCGUGCUUAACGGCAACCUUGGCACAACUAGCGACCUCUAUAAGAAGGUGGCGCACGUACGUAAGGAGACACACCUCGUGCCCUACCUCACUGUCGCGCAGACCCUCAAGUUCUUCCUCAUGUUUAAGAAGCCGGAACACAUGGGCUGGAAAAGCAAGUCAGCCAUGGUGGAGCAGUUGAUCGACGAAAUACGCCUGGCGCACGUACGCGACACAAAGGUCGGUAGCCUCGCUUCCGGCGAGAAGAAACGACUAAACCUAGUCUGCCAAGUUGCUCUCGAUACAGACAUCAUACUCCUGGAUGAACCGACAACGCCAUUGGAAACGUAUCCUGCAAUCUUCCUGAUGGAAUACCUCAGAACACUGGCGGCCAGAGACAAAAUGAUCAUCAUGUCUAUACAGCACCCGAGCAUGGACAUAUUCUCGAUGAUAGACAAAGUUGUGCUGCUCUCUUCUGGUAAGAUGAUGUACUAUGGUGCGGCUAGAGGAAUGGUGAGCUACUUCUCAGCAAUGGGAUUUUCAUACCCGCCUCUUGUCAACCCGUGCGAUUACUACGUCGAUCUGGUGACACUCGACGACAGGACGUACGAGACGUUGGCCGAGUCGAAUGACAGAAUCAACAAGAUCUGCGCCAACUACAUAGACAAGGCCCCCGUCCUCUCAGACCCCGAGCCUUCGAUCGUCGGCCUACGGAGGAUUCGUCACACCGGUGGCUGCUUGCAGUUUUUCAUCUUAUUAGGACGACUAUUCACCUGUCAUGGCUGCACACUGCGCGACACGUGGCUGCAGGUGCUAGAAGUCUUCCUCGCUGCUCUCAUGUCCGUUCUCAUCGGCGCCAUCUUCUCCUCGGAGUACGACCGUCUCUACGCUUACGAGAAGUUCUCCUUCUUCUUCGUCAUGCUGGUCAUCGCACCGUUGCCAUACGUCUACCGCACCAUCGGGCGAGCGUCAGAAGAGAGGCGAGACUUUUACUCUGAGGUAGAUGAAAACUUGUACAGCCCCGUUGCAUUGUUUUUUGCUAAGAUACUCGGAGAUAUCCCGAUAGCUCUCAUCGCGGCGCUCGCCUACAUGGCUCCAGCAUACUGGAUCGCAGAGAUGAGCAGCUUUCGGAGUACGUGGGGCAUGUACCUAGCGCUGAUGUUCAUCUACAUAUAUGGUCUCCGCCUUAUGGCCAUCGCUCUAUCCAACGUCUCCCGACGCGACAUCAACGCCGCCAGCGCCGCAUAUCUGAUCGUCGCCUUCCUCGGAGCGUCGUGCGGCUGGAUCGUGCAUCCCCGCAUACUGAAGAACGCGCACGUGUUCUUCUGGUCGAUGUACGUUUCGAAUUCGCACUGGGCGUACCGAGAGAUGAUCCAGCACGAGAUGGCAGCACUGUACAACUACAGCUACCCGUGCGGGCCGGCGACGACGACGACAACGACGGUGCGGCCACAGUUGAUCAUAACCGAGCCGGAGCAGGAGGGCGUGAAGCUCUGUUGGGCAAACACAGAGGACUUUCUCUCGCACUACGGCAUGCAGGAGCGCAUGGACGCCUGGAUCCCGUUCGUCGUCGUAGCUGCGUUCGGUCUCUUCUUCUUCGUCUUCGCCUUCAUCGCCAUCGCCAUGUUCCGAGUGAAGCCGAGGAGGGCGCCACGUGCGCAGAGCGAUCCCGUCACGAGAGCAAUGAGCGAGCACCAGUCCGUCUUCACUAUGUAGAAGUACGUACAGUACCGUACAGUACCGCACAUUACCGUAUAGAACCGUAUAGUACCUCUACUGUAUAAGUAUCUCGCUCUUCUUCCUCGUGACUAAUGUGACAAUACGGCGCUUAAGGCGAGAACAAAAUUUUUCAUCAACUCCGUAACUGUCACUCGUUAGCCGAUUAUCUUCCUCCAGUUGUGAUUAUCCAGAUUCGUAUCUGCCUUCACAGUCCGGUGUAAAACUGUCUGCAAACGCGUCUGUAGAAGCAGCAGGAAGCUUAAAUGAUGACCGACUUUGAUAUGACCGUCGGGCGUGGCUGCGAAAAGGCGCUUGCAAAACCUCGAACGCACGAAUCCCUUACUCGUCUUUACUCGUUAGAUGCAGGCACGGAAACAGCCGAGGUCUGUCGAUUGCACAUUCCCGUAGGUACGACUCCAGAUCUAUCUCGAAUCACAUUAUAUACAUCACAUAUCGAAUUCAGCAUCGUUAUUAUUGCAUGGCAUUCUCAUUCGACUUCGUUAUACGUGUCUAGAAGCGAAAUACAGUGUGCAUAUAUAUAUUGGAUAAUUUAUAACAGACUAUACACGGUACCGAAAUCUGUAACUUUCUCUAAUUCUCUUUCUCACCAUAACGUAGUCGCUGAAUGUGCAUGAAACGUAGCCGUCUAUAAUUAUUUACUAUUUACUUCAACCGGUAAACACGAAAUAUCGCCCCCAUCAACAUAAACAUCACAUAAACAUCAAUGUAUAUAAUUAACAUCUAAAUUGUAAUGUUUAUUGACUAUAAUUAUAUAUAUAUUACGCAGCAGUUAUGUACAUUUUUUAUCUGUAACCUAGUUUUGUGCUUGGUUACUACCCAAGCAGUAAGUUAGCGUUCGUAAAUAAGCAAGGUGUUAGUUUAUUCGCGCGAUGAUAUACAUUUUCAAGAGCGUAUUAAGCAUUAGUACGCAAUAAGUAAUACUUAAAACGCUCUUGAUAUUUUUUAGAUAUAUUUUAAAUAAAUCUUUUUAAUUACGGGUUUCCUAUAAACAAUUCAUUAUCUUCUGUUGGUGUUCAUUGAGAUUUUUUUCUAUUAUUCGCUGUGCAAUGCCGCCACCAUGGCCGAUGCAUCAACAAGGGAAAUAUAUGUCCGCUUGUGAGAUGUCAUAAUGCUACAGCAUAUAAAUAUAAAUAAACGAAAUGCACUGUACAAAUGUUAA